CUACUGAUGUCUUAUCUUCUCCUAUACUUGGUUAUGUUUCACUUUGUGCUCCAUAUUCUAUUUAAACAUUGUUUGUAGAAAUAACUUUAUGUUAUCUUUAUAGGAAUGAAUUUUUGUUUGCUUAUGCCAGGCAGUUGGGAGUGCUAAAUCCCUGGAUGACUCCGGGAUUGUCUCACUGAAUGAGAUAAGUCACUGUGGCGCUGCACUGGUGGAACUUGCUGGAAAUAUGCCCUGCAGGAUGGUGGAGGAGGGAGCUGCAUUCUCCAGCAGCCUGCCUGGAGAGCAAAUGGGAACCAGGAAGCAAAGCUCAUUCCUUCUGCAAUCUCUGUCCAGCACCUACUACUGAAGAAAGCUUAAAUAGUGCUGCUGGCAACAGAAAAAAAUAUUUAAAGGGCCCAUAUCUAUUUUCCCAGAGCAGGCAAAAGGGAUGAAUUUGAAGCUGAGGCAAUACAUCGAUAACCAGCAUAGUGCAUCCAUUCUAUUACUCAGGUUCCCUAUGCACCCUCCUGCCCAUAGUUCUACUCCCACACUACAGUGAAACAACUCUGCAUUUCUGCCUACCGAGGCGCACCUUUCCUUCUUACAAGUGAAGAAACUCUCCCCCUUCCUUCCAAAUGAAGAGAUGCACAGUGCCAAGAGUCCUUGUAGAUCUGACACAGUGAAAUGGAACCAAAACUCCAGGCACUGCGCUGGCUGCUUUAUAGCUUCUAACUUUUAACUCUUAGGACCUUGUGAGGGAAGUGCCAUAUAAAUAUAAAUAAGAUGAGGUGCUGUCUAGGAACUUCAAAAGAGAGAGGCAUAUUGACAAGGAUUUCUAAUAUGAGGCAAAGUGAUUUAAGUGCUAAAAGGCAGUGAAAAUAAUCCGUUGUGGAAUCCUAGAGAAGCUACUCAUUCUCACCACUGGGAUGUAGGAAAGCGUCUUGGUAUUAUUAGAACAGAUGUCAUACUGGAACAGGCUUUGAAGGAUGUGAAAAAUUUCCAGAAGCAACUGAGCAGGAGGUAGAACGCCAUAGGGAAAGUGAACAUGUGCUAUGGACGGACACGUGUGUUCAAAUCACUACUGUGUCACUAGCAUUAUGGCUUUGAGCAAAUUAAUGAAACUCUCCAAGCCUCAGUUUUCUCAUCUUUAAAAUGGGACAAUAAUAACCACUUCUUAUAGGGUUGAGGACCACAUAAGGUCAGCUAUGUUAGUGGUCGGCUUGUGGUGAGCACUUGGUAAAGGUAAAUCAUAGCUAUUAAUACUUUAAGGAAGAAUCAAGCACAUGGCUGUUUGCAAAAUGCACUGUUAGAGAGCAGUGCAGCUGAAGGGCAGGAUGGCAAUGGACGGCCUUAUUAGGGGCACAUUUUAAAAGUUGGAUUAUUUUUGGAUUUGUUUCCAAGCCGGCGUUGGACGUGAGUAUGUAACCUGGAAAACAUCAGAAAGGCCGAACUGAAAUCUGUUACAUCCUGCACUUUUUCUAUGAUGUGUUGUGUGUGAAGAGCAUUUUGGGAAGGGCAGAAUUACACUGGAGGCUACCGGCUCACGAUUUGUUUUAAAAAGGUCACUUAAAAAUACAAACGUAUAGGUAGAAAGCGAGCGAAGCAAGCCGCCAUGCUGAGUGUCGUCCCUGCCCUCUCCUGGCAGCGGCGCUCGCACACUGAGCGCUACUGCGCAGCUGCAGAAAAGUCUCUCAGGAUGUGAGUUGCACCCCCUCCAUUAGGCGCCUCAGUUUACGGCAGUCGCAGCGUGGGCGCAGUCGCCGCGUGGGCAGUCGCGUUCGAACCGCAGCGCCGACGCCGAGCCUGAGCCGCCUCACGAUGUCUGAGGAGCAGGAUUCCAUUAUUCUACAAAUUGAAGUUGACAGUGAUGAUGGCAAUGAUAUUAAAAUUGAGAUAAUAGAUUCUGACACAGAGUUCACUGAGGAUGCAUCUUCCACUGAUGGCAUGUUGACCACACAACCGACUUUUCAAGUCAGCUAUGAUAGCGAUCAGCAACCAUCCCAAAUGUCACAUGGAGUUGAAGGUUUAGUAGUACAAGGUGACCAAGCGAUUUCACAAAUGAACCAUCUGGGAAAUUUAGAAAGAUAUCAUCCCGAUUCAGCGGAAGUGGAGUUUGACCCGUUGCACAAUAGACAAUCAUCUUUUCCAGAGGAAGAUAAUAUGAUGAGCGAUGCAUCUGAAGUUUUCCAUGCUGAAAAUCAUCAAAACCAACUUAUGGAAGUUCAACAGUGUUGUGAGGAUUUGCGUGAACUUAUUGAAAACACGAAUAGACAGGUUAGCCACCUUUAUGGAAUCGUUGCAAAAGAUCAACAUUCUUGGGAGAAACCAUUAUCAGUCAAUUACGGAGAUGGCGGGCUGUCUUUGCCAGUGGAAAGUCGGGAAAGCUCUGUCCAGACCAACUCUGUAGGAACGUCUCUUCAGUCAAAUGCACGCCUGGAACUGCAGCAGCCGCUCCUCCAGGAGAGUCCACUUCCCAAGAUUGUCUCCACACAUUCUUUACAGCCAUUUUAUACACCAGGCGGCCCCGUACCUGGUCUUGCUGUCCUAUCCUGUCCUUUGGGCGAAGAUGUCAAAAGUAUCAACAAUGUUACCUCAUCUGCCCAGGCUCCUCUAGCAGUACCUACAGCACUUCUGCCACAAGGGGAACUCGGUCUGGCCAACAUCCCUGAGAUGAUGCACUGCUCAGUUUUACUGGGAAAUAACAGCAUGGGUCCAGACGCUGCCUCGUCAUCUCUUGGCACUCCUCCCAAUUUUGAAAUGCCGGUAACAGCAGAAACCAGCUUUGAAAACGGUGCUGAGUCAAUGUAUUACCCAAUUUUAUUGGGAAAUGACAGUGGCCAAGAUACUGACUCUUCAUCUGUCUUCAUCCUUCCUGAUUUUGCAGAAACCAACCUGGAAAACAACCCUGAGGCAAUGAAUUACUCAACUUUAUGGGGAAAUGACAAUGGCCAAUGUUCUUCCUCUUCAUCUGUCUGCCUCCCACCGAAUUUUGCACCUGAAAAACUCGUACUUAUAGAAAUGCCGAGAAAAGCAGAAACUGGCCUGGAAAACAGCUCUCAGACAAUGUAUUACCCAGCUUUAUUGGGAAGUAUCACUGAUCCAGAUACUGACAAUUCAUCUCUCUCCCUGCCACCUGAUUCUGCAGCUGAAAAAAUUGUACUUGUAGAAAUGCCGGGAAAAGCAGAAACCAGCCUGGAAAACAGCUCUCAGGCAGUGUAUUACCCAACUUUACUGGGAAACGACAGUGGCCCGGAUACUGCCUCUUCAUCUGUCUUCAUCCCAUCCAAUUUUGAAAUGUUGGUCAAAGCAGAAACCAGCCCGGAAAGGAACACUCCGGUGAUGAAUUAUCCACCUUUCUUGGAAAAUGGCAGUGGUCAAGACACUUCAUCAUAUUUCUUCAUCCCUCCCAGUUUUGAAUCCAGCACAGAAAUGAGUUCUGAGACAGUGAAUUGUCCAACUUCAAUGGAAAAUGGCAAUGAUCAAGAUACUGGUUCAGAAUCUUUCUUCCUCACUUCUGGUUUUGCACUUUUACCUGUAGAUGUAUUGGUAAAAAUAGACAACAGGAUGGAAAACAACUUUGAAACAGUGAAUCACUCAACCGUAUUGGAUAGUGACAGUAGCCAAGAUUCUUCCUCAUCUUCUUCCUGCCUCCCUUGCAACUUCGGCUAUCUUGGUGAUCCAAGGAGAAAUGUCAGAAUACUUGGUAGUCAUUUGGUGGCUGCACAAAAGAAGACCACACCUGAGCACGCAGCCUGCUACUUGGUUCGUGUUUUGUUCUCCAAGGAAGUUCUGAUUUGCAGCUCCGUAGGUAUCACUUCCCAAGGCUGCCAACCCCUAGAUCCAAACAAAAUAGCUGCAUUAAGAGAAUAUCUGGCAACAAUUUUUCCCAACCAUGACUUGCGUGAAUGUGGAGAAGACUGGAAAAACUGUGUUGCCGAUAUCCAUUCUCUGAUCCGCUAUUUAUGUUUCGAAGCCAGAAAAAUGACACAGACUGUCAAUACACCACCGUCUGCAGAUGCUGAUAAUAGAAGGGAUGGCGAGGACGGUGAAGGCGCUUCCCAGUUAGCUCAGCAAACCGCUGCCGUAGAAACAGGAGAAGAUGGAGAUCCUCAGCAGCACAACAAUGCUCUCCCUGAAGAAAUGAGAGAAGCUGCCACUGGUAAUUCUGUGGCAUCUGGUGAAACACUGGACUAUCUUGGAAAUCCAAGUAGAAAUAUACGGAUGCCAGUUUCACUUCUGAAUGUAGCAAAAGAGAGGCCUCGCCCAGAGCUGGCAGCCAGAUUCCUUAUUCGCAGCCUGUUCUCAGAGGAGGUCCUGAUAAAAAGUAACGUCUACGGCAGUGUGUGGCGGGGCAUUGGUGCCCUGAACUCCAACAGGAUUAACGCUCUCCGAGAGUUUCUCCAAGACGUCUACCCGGCUUGUGAUCUGUCAGAAACUGGAUCUGCGUGGAAGUUGUGUGUGACAGCCAUCAACAGCUGUAUCCGUAGUCUUAGAUAUGACUUGAACAAGUCCAUGUCCAAAUCGCAGCCGCUUCCAGAAACAACCCCUUCAGCAGAGCCCGAGCCAGGCAACCCUGACUUCACUGACUGAAGUACUUGAAUGUCAGCCAGCCGACUUGUUUUGUUUCAUUUUGUUUUGUUUGUUUUUACUGUUGCAUUAUCCUGUAAGUUUCUCAAAUUAUAAUUCCAAAGUUAGUCUGUUGUAGUGACAGUGUAGUUCUGCAUUCACACCUGAAGAAAUAGCCACUGUUCUAUUUCUGCCCACAUAAGGGGCGGAAUUGCAUUAGGAAGAUGUGUAAUGUUUCAUCUCACGAGCAAAGUAAUGGGCAGUAUUCCAAUAAGAGCCUCUGAUUAAGGGAGUGGUGGGAAACUCCUAAAGGUCGUUUUCAUUGCUGUUUUAAAGUAGAAUGAGAAUAGCACCUUUGACUCUUCAUGACAGGUGAAAUCUGAGCGUCAGUGAUGCCGAUAGAGCUGGUGAGGUAGAGAGCCAGAGUUGGAUAGGCACACCAUAAUGGCGACUGUGGGAACCUGCAGGUAGGAGACUCAAUAUUUCUCAAGUGAAUUGUCGCUGCGGAGCUUAGGUCUAAGCUCCAUUGAGUCAGAAGGGAGGUGUGGUUUACCUAUAACCAAAAUGCCCUGCUCGCUUUCCUAUACAUCCAUCAGUAGGGGAUUCAUAGGAUUGACACCGUAUUGUUUGACUUGAGCUUUCCAGAGAUGAGACCUGUGUUCUUUUGAUUUACUCCUAAGAAUAGCAUUCUUUUAAUUACCUCCUGAGAAUAUUUUAUCACAGAAGUUUGCUAAGAGUCAACAUGGAAAAUCCUAUCAGGAGACUUUUUGAUUGCAUUGAAGAAAUUUAAAUUUAAGAAUAGAUCACUAUGAAUAAAAAGAAUCUGACCAGAUUCAGACACUAACAUUUUUUUGGGUUUCUGAAAUGUGUGAGUGAAGGUUUAAUAUGUUUACUGUGUUUUCUGAUUGAUCCUACUAGUUUGAAUGCAUGCAAAUUUAAAUCUUACAAUGUUUAAAUGAAGGAAAAUUUGAUCAGAAAUUCAAUUAGAAAAAAUAGAUCUUAAAGGAUAUUGGUAGGGUUAUUGGAGAAUUAAAAAAAAAUUCCAUUUCGCUAAUGAAUGGGAUUUUCUUUUAAGCUUAAGCACUUCAUUUUAAAGUUCUUGAAUGUUUCAGCCGUAGAAAAUACUGUAUAACUUCAUUGUUUGAUCAUUUGUGUUUAAGAAACAUUUUGUCAGUUAUAAUGCCAUCUUUCAGCUUUCAGCUUAUUGAGCAGUCCCCAGUUACAUGUGUUUUAUAGCAUUCUUAGUUAUUGUUCAGAAGGCAAAUUUUUUCCUUGUGUGAGUUCAAUCUUUAGUUAUGGCCAUUGGCUCAUGACCCGUGGCUUUGUCUUAGAUAAUUGACGUUAAUUAACUUUAGCGUUUUGACAAAGCAAAGAAUAAAUUACAUAGAAAGUAAUAAGUAGGUCAGUCAAACAAUAUAAUUUGUGUGAAAGUUGACAAGUCUUGCUAUUUUUGUGAUUUGUGAGACAAUUUAAGAUGGUUUUAUCUGGUCAAUUUGUAGAAGAGAUGCAAAUUUUCACGAUUUAUCUUUUGAAAAUUAAGUUCCACUUUUAAAGAAUUUUAGUGAAACGGUAUGAUUAGCUUUAUAAAGAUAAGAUAGGAGAUUUAAUUUUUAAGACCCUCUUGACCAAAUAAGUAAAUUGCUCUUAGUUGUCUUUAGCUUAAAAAAUUAUAGUAUUUCUAUGCAUAUCUUUUUAUGUCUAGGCUAUGCCUACAAUGGUCUUAAAAAGUAGAUAACUCAAGCCAAAAAAAUCUUCCAUACAGGGCAAAAGAGUUUUGACCAGAGUUACUCAGAUUAAUUCAUCUGAGAUAAUCUUUGGCUUCACUAUUCGGUUUCACAAAUAAUUUUACAAACUACUGGUAAUAGAGCUAAUAUGGAAAAGUAAAAUUACAGCUCUUCCUUGUGGUUGCAUCCGGAUAAACCCAUCGAUUUUGUCUCUCUCUCUUUCCUCUCUCUUCUUUCUCUCCUCUCUCUAUCACUAGCAUAUCACUAGCCUGGGAGAUCAAAAAAUCAAAAUUUGAAGAACAGUUUGCAUUGAAUGUGUAUUGCUUUCCCACCAUCAUAAAGUCGAAAAAUCCUAAGUCAGGGACUGUCUGUAUAUCCUGGGCAGGGUUACAUUUCAAAUUGUGUAUGCAUAUUUCAAAUACGAUUUGUAUUUUGUGGUAUCUGAAAUAUUGCCUGGAUUAGAAGCAAAAUUACAAAAACAAAACUUCGUAUUUACAAUUUUUUUUCAAGAUUUAUGUGGUUAACUUUAUUGUCAUGGUUGCUUAUAAAAGUUAUUAGACUAGCUGUGUCCAAUAGAAUUUUCCAUUAUGUUGCUAGUAUUCUAUAAUUUUAUGUUGUCCAGUAUGGUACUCACUAGCCACAUGUGGCUCUUGAGCACUUGAGAUGUGGCUAAUUAGACAAUGGAACUAAAUUUUAUCUCAUUUUGGCUAAUUAAAAUUUAAAUUUAAAUAGCCACAUGUGGAUAGUGGCUACUGUAUUGGAUAGCACAGUGUAGAAUGCUCUUUAUUUUUUGAAAAAGUGUUUAAAAUGGUCCCCAUGGUUUUAAUCAUAAUAAUAUACACGUAACUUUUUAAAAAGCACAUGACUGAGCAAAAUAAAUUUCAUAAAGUUGUUUUGUAUUUUGUUUUAAACUGAAUUAGACCUUUUCUGCCUUCAAAUUUUUACAGAUUCAUUCUGUUGUUGUAUCAGUCCAAUGUUAAACAUUUUAAAUGCCUGCUCAUAAGACUUGUUUUUGAUAAAUUUAUCUUUCAUAUGUUGUUUUAUUUUCCAAGCA
Equus caballus (horse) is the source of this 7323-nucleotide messenger RNA. The record is from RefSeq and is a predicted model, not a curated record. Lineage: Eukaryota; Metazoa; Chordata; Mammalia; Perissodactyla; Equidae.